AUGAAUCCCAUACAAGAAGAAUCUGAACAACGUAUACCUCUCAUGGUGAAUUCUUUAGAUGAGACUAACUCAAAUAUACCUUAUGCUGAUGACAAUAAAUCCAAUGAUAAUUCUGUUCCCCCCAGUCGCAAAGUCUCUUUAAGUAGUAGACGUAAUGUUGAUCUAACUUUACAAAUAGAAAAUGAUUCGAGUAUUGUUAAUAGUACAGCAGACUCGGGUAAUAAUUCACCUAAAACUGCCUCAGAUGAAUCGACGGCUAUGGAAACACCACCUUUGCCAUUGCCGCGUGGUUUACGUCGUAAUUCGAUAUCUAUGCCUUCGGGCAUUAAUGCCAUAGAGGAUUUGGAAGCUUUAAGGCUGAAACAUCAAAUGCAGGAACAAGAACCAGUACCGGAAGAGGAGAAGAGUAAUAGUCGAACGGAUAGUGUUAUUGAUGAUAUUUCCGGUUCGGUUACAUUUAGUGUACCGGAAAAAAAUGUCACAACUAUUCAAUGUGAGAAACCCGAAGAGGAGGAGAGCGAUGAUGAAUUGGAAAUACAUGGUAAAAGAAGGUAA
Lucilia sericata (common green bottle fly) is the source of this 555-nucleotide messenger RNA. RefSeq lists its product as uncharacterized. The coding region runs from base 1 to 555 and encodes 184 amino acids. The record is from RefSeq and is a predicted model, not a curated record. NCBI's taxonomy places the organism in Eukaryota, Metazoa, Arthropoda, Insecta, Diptera, Calliphoridae. The transcript is spliced from 2 exons.